Molecule: messenger RNA, 1152 nt
Organism: Elephantulus edwardii (Cape elephant shrew)
Lineage: Eukaryota; Metazoa; Chordata; Mammalia; Macroscelidea; Macroscelididae
Gene: SH3GL1
Product: SH3-domain GRB2-like 1
Exons: 10
Coding region: 45-1151 (368 amino acids)
Biological process (GO): synaptic vesicle uncoating
Cellular component (GO): presynapse; cytoplasm; glutamatergic synapse
Molecular function (GO): protein binding
Source: RefSeq, a predicted model, not a curated record
GUGUCCAGGCGCGAGGCCCGGCGGUGGCGGCGGCGGGAGGCAGCAUGUCGGUAGCGGGGCUGAAGAAGCAGUUCUACAAGGCGAGCCAGCUGGUCAGUGAGAAAGUGGGCGGCGCUGAGGGGACCAAGCUUGACGAUGACUUCAAAGAGAUGGAAAAGAAAGUGGACGUCACCAGUAAGGCCGUGGUGGAGGUACUGGCCAGAACCAUCGAGUACCUGCAGCCUAACCCAGCUUCCAGAGCCAAGCUGACAAUGCUCAACACAGUGUCCAAGAUCCGGGGCCAGGUGAAGAACCCUGGCUACCCGCAGUCGGAGGGCCUGCUGGGCGAGUGCAUGACGCGGCACGGCAAGGAGCUGGGUGGAGAGUCCAACUUCGGCGAUGCUCUGCUGGACGCAGGGGAGUCCAUGAAGCGCCUGGCUGAGGUGAAGGACUCUCUGGACAUCGAGGUCAAGCAGAACUUCAUCGACCCCCUGCAGAACCUGUGUGACAAGGACCUGAAGGAGAUCCAGCACCACCUGAAGAAGCUGGAGGGCCGGCGUCUGGACUUCGAUUACAAGAAGAAACGGCAGGGCAAGAUCCCUGACGAGGAGCUGCGCCAGGCCAUGGAAAAGUUCGAGGAGUCCAAGGAGGUGGCCGAGACCAGCAUGCACAACCUCCUGGAGACUGACAUCGAGCAGGUGAGUCAGCUGUCUGCGCUGGUGGACGCACAGCUGGACUACCACCGGCAAGCUGUGCAGAUCCUGGACGAGCUGGCUGACAAGCUGAAGCGGAGGAUGCGUGAGGCCUCGUCGCGCCCCAAGCGAGAGUACAAGCCCAAGCCGCGGGAGCCCUAUGACCUGGGCGAGUCGGAGCAGUCCAACGGGGCCUUCCCCUGUGCCACAGCCCCCAAGAUCACAGCUUCCUCCUCCUUCCGGUCCUCUGACAAGCCCAUCCGCACCCCCAACAGGAUUAUGCCACCCCUGGACCAGCCGAGCUGCAAGGCCCUGUACGACUUUGAGCCCGAGAACGACGGGGAGCUGGGCUUCCGCGAGGGCGAUGUCAUCACGCUCACCAACCAGAUCGACGAGAACUGGUACGAGGGCAUGCUGCACGGCCAGUCGGGCUUCUUCCCGCUCAGCUACGUGGAGGUGCUGGUGCCGCUGCCGCAGUGAC